Portunus trituberculatus (swimming crab) is the source of this 2142-nucleotide messenger RNA. Its product is annotated as E3 ubiquitin-protein ligase RNF8-like. Gene Ontology annotation, biological process: double-strand break repair; ubiquitin-dependent protein catabolic process; protein K48-linked ubiquitination. Gene Ontology annotation, cellular component: cytosol; ubiquitin ligase complex; site of double-strand break. The record is from RefSeq and is a predicted model, not a curated record. The transcript has 13 exons. The coding region runs from base 89 to 1900 and encodes 603 amino acids. Gene Ontology annotation, molecular function: ubiquitin protein ligase activity; nucleic acid binding; zinc ion binding. Lineage: Eukaryota; Metazoa; Arthropoda; Malacostraca; Decapoda; Portunidae.
UUGUACAGGAGUGUCUGCCCCGCAGUGCCCGCAUAGCACCGCGCCAGUCGUGGGUUUGAAGUUGUUAUUGCAUUAUUGGAAGCUCGCGAUGAGUAUCGGCAGGGAAAGGUAUUAUCUGGAAUACAGGAAUGAUGACACGAGGGAGAGGCGUGUCAUCCCUCUGGAAGGCAAUGAGGUUGUUGUCGGGAGGAAGGAACUACGGAGCACACACAUAUCCCGGAACCAUGCAGCUUUCAGAUGGCAAGGAGAGCACUGGACUGUUACCUGUAUAGGUCAAAACAAUAUGGUUUUAGAUGGAAAGCUUUUAGCAAGGAAUGUUGCAUACUCACUCAGCUUAAAGUCAGAAAUCAGAUUCACAGAGCGGGAUGUAAACGUGUACAAAUUAAAGGUCUCUUCCUGGAGGGGGAUGAAAGAGUCUGGAAGCACAUCAACAGAAAGUCACAAGAGAUUAAGACAAGAAAAUGAAAGUAGUACAGAGGAAGGUGAGGUGAAACAUGAAUACACUGGGGUGGAGCAACAACUGAGGGGCAGUGAAGCAAUACAGGCACAGCUCAAGGAAGAGAGGGACCGCAUGCAUCAGUCCCUUCAACAGCAAAUGAUAUCUUUGGAAGAAAAGUAUAAAGAAGACAGAGCUCAGUUGGAAGAACAAUUUCAGAAUGGUGCUUUAGCCCAGCAGGCAAUGCUGGAAGAAAAAGAAGCACUAGCGCAAAAGUUACAUGAAGAGAUUGCAAAACUUAAGACAGAAUUGGAAGGAGAAAGAAAAGUGUUAGAGGAUCGUCUGAAGCAAGAGGAGGAGAGAAAUAAAGUUCUUCAAGAAAAGGAGAAUGAACUGCGACUUUUGGCAGAGGAGAAGGCCAGUCUGGAGGAAAAGCAAGAAGCAGAACGGCUGCAACUCCAACAACAGCUUCAGGACAUUGAAUCUCGUCAAGAGGAGUUGAGGCAGCAGGUGGAAGACAAAAACUGUGCCAUCCAAGUCAAAGAGGCAGAGUACCAGCUGGCAGAGGAGGAGAGGCAGAGGCUCCAGGAAGCGCUGGCACAGGAACGCUUGACACGCGAAGAAGAAAAAUUCAAAAUAAAAGAAGAAUUGAUGCACACCAAGGCUCAAGAACAGCGUGUCUUAAGAGAAACUUUGGAUGCCCUGGAAGGUGAGAAACAGAAACUGAUGGCAGACUUGGCCUCCUCUGCUAUGGUUUCUUCUGAGGCCAAAAAGGAGGUGGUGGAGUCAGUGUCUCAUGUCCUGGAGGAUGAAUUUCAGUGUGCAAUAUGCAAUGAACUCUUCAUUAAUGCUGUGCUGUUGAAUUGUAGUCACACAUUUUGCAAAUACUGCAUAGACCGUUGGAAAAAAAACAAAAAUGAAUGUCCCAACUGCCGUCUUCCAAUAAAGUCAGAGUCCAAGUCAUUAGUGGUGGACAAUUUCAUUGAGAAGAUUGUACCUACACUAUCAGAGGAAAUGAAGAAGAAAAGGAUGCAGAUGGUAGCUGAAAGAAAUGCUGAAAUGAAGGCUGCUGAAGAAGCUGCUGCUGCUGCUGCUGCUGCUGCUGCCAGCAGAGGAAGAGGACGGGGAGGAAGAGGGCGGAAUAAUAGAGGAAGAGGAGGUCAGAGAGGGCAGGCAGUCAUGGUGCACUCUACUAAUAUGGCCAACACAGUUCCUGGUGCACCCUCUAACUAUGUAAAUAACCAAGUACAGUACAUUCCCCAUAUGGGUAAUCAGGGAGUUGUCAGGAUUCGAAUGCCAGCACUAACUAUCCGAACCUUGUCAAAUAGUCAGGGGAUAGUGAGAAUUCAAGUGCCUACCAGUGAAGCCCAGAACCUGCAGAAUAUUCAGGUCAGGCUUCACCUUCCAGCAGCUAAUGGACAAGCACCUCCGGGAACUUCAAGCAAUCCUCUUAGGCUCACCUAGGUCAUCUACAUCAGGGCGGCGUGGACACUGGGCCAAUGGCUGUCUGGAGUACUAUUGGUAACAAGUUACUUUUCAUAUGAACAAUAUGUCAUAAUAGUGAAAUCAUUCUUAUGUAUAUGUCUUUAUAUUGAAAGGACGCACAGAAGUAAGGAUUGUGGUAUGUUCUUGUGAUAGAUUUGAAAUGUCUUCAGUAUUCUAUAUCUUGUGUUAAAAUUGAUUUUCUAUAAAAAAUAUCAUUUAUA